AAAGAAUACUUAGCCCUUUGGUUUGCCUGAUUUUGAAUUAUCCUUACAGUGUGAUUGCAGAUUCUGCUCAGUCUUCCAGCGGGACCUGAUGAUGUGGAUUUUUGUCUUGCAGCGCACUGUGAGGAUGAGGGAGGGCUCCGUCCCCGAGCGGGCUGUUUAAGAAGAGAACUGUUCGUGCGCACACGGUGUUCACUGCCUUGCCUGGGAAGAUGAACCCAGCUAAUCCUUUUAGCGGGCAGCAGCCUGGGGUUUUCCCAGCAUCUACCAGUAGUUCCAUAGGCACGUUUCAGGCUAAGCCACCCUUCCGAUUCGGUCAGCCUUCUUUUGGACAGAAUAAUACGCUAUCUGGGAAAACCUCAGGAUUUUCACAGGUAUCCAGCUUUCCGACGUCUUCUGGAGUAAGUCAUUCUUCUUCAACACAAACGUUAGGGUUCUCCCAAACCUCAAACGUUGGACUUUUUUCUGGACUUGAACAAACUCCAGCUUUUGUAGCUGCCUCUGGGUCUUCAAGUUCAUGUGUGUCUGCAAACCCAGGAUUUAGUUUUAAGUCAUCCAAUUUUGGGGCUUUUCCGGGUACGUCUACAUUUGGACCAGAAAGUGGGGAAAUAGCAAGCUCUGGUUUUGGGAAAACAGAGUUUAGCUUUAAACCUCUGGAAAAUUCCGUGUUUAGACCAAUAUUUGGGGCUGAAUCUGAGCCAGAGAAAACUCAGAGCUCAAUUACUUCUGGAUUUUUUACAUUUUCUCACCCAAUUAGUAGCGGUCCUGGGGGGCUGGCUCCAUUUUCUUUUCCUCAGGUGACAAGCAGCUCAGCUGCCACUUCAAACUUUACCUUUUCAAAACCAGUCAAUAGUAAUAAUUCAUCAUCUGCCUUUACCUCUGCUUUGUCAAACCAAAAUGUAGAGGAAGAGAAGAGGGCCUCUAAGUCACUAUUUGGAAGUUCUAAUAGUAGCUUCACUAACUUCCCCGUAUCGUCAGGACCUCUGGGUGAUCCAUUCCCAGUUAGCAAAACAGGUGUAAGACAAGGAUGUGAAGAACGUGUUUCCCAGAUGGAGCCACUUCCCAGCCUCAUGAAAGGACUGAAAAGGAAAGAGGACCAGGAUCGGUCCCCAAGGAGACAUGGGCAUGAUGCAGCAGAAGACUUGGAUGCUCUGUCGAGGGGAGAUCACCCUCCAGAUAAGCGACCUGUCCGCCUGAAUCGACCCCGGGGAGGCACCUUGUUUGGUCGAACGAUACAAGAUGUCUUCAAAAGCAAUAAAGAAGUAAGUCGUCUGAGCAAUAAGGAAUCUAAAAAGGAUAUUGGCUGUGCCGAAUCUGGGGAGAACGACCACGCGGCCAUUCCAGGAGGAGGUCAGUCUGUCUUGGCACCUUCCCGGCUCCCAGGUGUGAAUAAAGAGGAAGAAACUGAAAGUAGAGAUAAAAAAGAAGAUUCUCUAAGAGGAACGCCCGGACGUCAAAGUAAAAGAAGCGAGAGCACAGACAGUCUUGGGGGCUUGUCUCCCACUGAAAUCACAGCAAUCCAGUGUAAGAACAUCCCCGACUCUCUCAAUGACAGGACCAUUCUGGAGAAACACUUUGGUAAAAUUGCUAAAGUGCAGCGUAUCUUUACCAGGCGCAGCAAAAAGCUUGCAGUGGUGUAUUUUUUUGAUCAUGUGUCUGCAGCCCUGGCUAGGAAGAAGGGGAAAGGCUUGCAUAAAGACAUGUCUAUCUUCUGGCAUAAGAGGAAAAUAAGUCCCAACAAGAAGCCCUUUUCCAUAAAGGAGAAGAAGCCAGGUGACAGCGAAGCUGGCCAGGGCCCCGAGGACACAGCCUUUCAGCACUCUUCUCUUGGCAAGCCUGGGGCGAGGGCUGCAGCUGGCACCCUCCUGAACAAGAGCUCUCCAGUGAAGAAGGCAAGUCUUCUGAAGACCCAUCAGUUUGAGGGGGACCCUUUUGACUCGGGCUCCGAGGGCUCUGAGGGUCUUGGGCCAUGUGUGUCAUCACUUAGCACCCUGAUAGGCACCGUGGCUGAGACUUCUGAGGAGAAGUACCGCCUGCUUGACCAGAGGGACAGAAUCAUGCGGCAAGCGCGGGUGAAAAGAACGGACCUGGAUAAAGCGAGGACUUUCGUUGGCACGUGCCCAGACAUGUGUCCUGAAAAGGAGCGGUACAUGCGGGAGACCCGGAGCCAGCUGAGCGUGUUUGAAGUGGUCCCAGGGACUGACCAGGUGGACCACGCGGCAGCUGUGAAGGAGUACAGCCGCUCCUCCGCUGAUCAGGAAGAACCGCUUCCGCAUGAGCUGCGGCCCUCAGCAGUGCUCAGCAGGACCAUGGACUACUUGGUGACUCAGAUCAUGGACCAGAAGGAGGGCAGCCUGCGGGACUGGUAUGACUUCGUGUGGAACCGCACCCGGGGCAUACGGAAGGACAUCACACAGCAGCACUUGUGUGACCCUGUGACGGUGUCUCUGAUUGAGAAGUGCACCCGGUUCCAUAUCCACUGUGCUCACUUCAUGUGUGAGGAGCCCAUGUCCUCCUUUGAUGCCAAGAUCAACAAUGAGAACAUGACCAAGUGCCUUCAGAGUCUGAAGGAGAUGUACCAGGACCUGAGAAACAAGGGCGUGUUCUGUGCCAGUGAAGCUGAGUUCCAGGGGUACAAUGUUCUGCUCAAUCUCAACAAGGGGGACAUCCUAAGAGAAGUACAACAGUUCCAUCCUGCUGUUAGAAAUUCCUCCGAAGUGAAAUUUGCUGUUCAGGCCUUUGCUGCAUUGAACAGUAAUAAUUUUGUGAGAUUUUUCAAACUGGUCCGGUCGGCUUCUUAUCUGAAUGCUUGUCUUUUACACUGUUACUUUAAUCAGAUCCGAAAAGAUGCUCUCCGAGCGCUCAACAUUGCGUACACUGUGAGCACGCAGCGCUCCACUGUCUUUCCCCUGGACGGCGUGGUGCGCAUGCUGCUGUUCAGAGACUGUGAAGAGGCCACAGACUUCCUGAACUUCUAUGGUCUCACUGUCUCUGAUGGCUGUGUCGAGCUGAACCGGUCCUCGUUCCUGGAACCAGAGGGGUUGUCCAAGGCCAGGAAGUCGGUGUUUAUUACCAGGAAGCUGACUGUGUCGGUCGGGGAGAUCGUGAAUGGAGGGCCGCUGUCCCCCGUCCCUCGUCAUACCCCUGUGUGCAGCUUUAACUCCCAGAACAAGUACAUUGGGGAGAGCCUGGCUGCAGAGCUGCCUGUGGGCACCCAGAGACCCAGCUUGGACACAGUAGGUGUGGCGAAAGGAGAGGCAUGUGGGGCGGAGGCAGAGGUACUGCCAACCACUCUCCUCCAGCAGCCCCUUCCCAGUGCCAUGCCCACACCAGCUUCUCUGCCUCACGUCCCGGCACCGGCCCCGAGCAUAGCGCCUGGCCUCUUCCAGCCCCCUGGGCAGCCCCCCAUGCAGCCCCCUGCGCAGCCCGAGUUGCUUCCUCCGAGGCCUGCACCUUCGUACUCUGAUGCGGACCUGGCUCAAGUGGUGGAUGAGCUCAUCCAGGAGGUUCUUCAGAGGGACUGUGAGGAGGUUGGUGCCGCUGGGGCGGCCUUCGCGACCACAGCUCUGGGCGUUUCCAAUGCUGCUAUGGAGGAGCUAUUAACAGCUGCAACCACAGGCAUUUUGAGGCACAUAGCAGUGGAAGAAGUGACUAAGGAGAGGGAGCGAAAGGAGGAGGAGAGGCGGCAGGCGGAAGAGGAGAGGUUGAAACGAGAGAGAGAACUGGUGUUAACUCGGCUGAGCCAGGGCCUGGCAACAGAGCUAAUGGAACUUGUCGUGACAGAAUGUGUGAGGGAAACCUGCUCCCAGGAGCUGAAGAGCGCAGUGGAGACAGACCAGAAGGUCCGCAUGGCCCGUUGCUGUGAGGAUGUCUGUGCCCACCUGGUGGACUUGUUUCUUGGGGAAGAGAUUUUCCAGACCGCGAAGGAGACCCUCCAGGAACUUCAGUGCUUCUGCAAGUAUCUCCAGCGCUGUGACAGAGCUGCAGUGACUGUCCUCGUACAGACAUUUCACACGGGUGCGCGGACACCUGGAGAGAAGCUCCCAGAAGUGGUGUUUGCUGGGUCAGAGUAUGGGUGGAGGGAAGCCGUCGCGGCCAGGAAGAAACUGAGGCGCCAGAUGCGAGCCUUCCCUGCAGCACCCUGCUGUGUGGACAUGAACGACCGGCUCAGGGCAUUGGUGCCCAGUGCAGAGUGUCCCAUUGCUCAGGAGAACUUGGCCAAGGGCCUUCUGGACCUGGGCCAUGCAGGGAAAGUGGGCAUCUCCUGUACCAGGUUAAGGCAGCUCCGAAAUAAGACGGCGCACCAGAUGAAGGUUCAGCACUUCCACAAGCAGCUGCUGAGUGAUGCGGCAUGGGUGCCCCUGGACCUGCCGUCCCUCGUGGCCGAGCAUCUCCCUGGGAGGCGGGAGCGUGUGUUUUGGAAGCUGGUGCUGGUGUUGCCUGAUGGAGAAGAGCAGUCCCCAGGGAAUCCUGGCAGAAUUUUAGCAAACUGGUUACAAGUCAAGUUCAUGGGAAGUGAUGGCUCAGUGGGCGGCACAAACAGCGAGGCUGGGGGCAUCCAGACGCUCGCUCUAUUUCACGCGCUCAGCAGCAAAGGGGACCGGACUGUUGCUGUCAGUGUGUGUAUAAAGGUGGCUCACGGUGCUCUCAGCGACUGCGCCCUUGAUGCCGUGGAGACGCAGAAGGAGCUCCUGGGAGCCAGUGGGCUCAUGCUGCUGCUUCCGCCCAAAGUGGAGAUCGAGGACGUGGCGGAGGAGGACGUGUACUGGCUGUCUGCACUGCUGCAGCUCAAGCAGCUUCUCCAGGCCAAGCCCUUCCAGCCUGCUCUUCCGCUCGUGGUCCUCGUACCUAGCCCGGCAGGGGGUGCCAUGGAGAAGGAAGUGGAAGACGGUCUGAUGCUGCGGGAUUUGGUUUCAGCUAAGCUGAUUUCAGAUUAUACGGUUAUUGAGAUCCCCGAUUCCAUUAAUGAUUUACAAGGCACAACUAAGGUGUCUCGGGCCGUGCAGUGGCUCGUCUCCCACUGCCCCUGUUCCCUUGACCUUUGCUGCCAGACCCUCAUUCAGUACGUGGAAGACGGCGUUGGGCGCGAGUUUAGUGGCCGGUUUUUCCGUGACAGAAGAGAGAGGCGGCAGGGCGGCCUGGCCUCACAGGAGCCCGGAGCCAUCAUCGAGCUGUUCAACAGUGUGCUGCACUUCCUGGCUUCCCUGGUGUCCUCUGAACAGCUGUGUGACCUGUCCUGGCCUGUCACUGAGUUUGCUGAGGCGGGGGGCAGCCGGCUGCUCCCACACCUUCACUGGAACGCCCCGGAGCACCUGGCCUGGCUGAGGCAGGCUGUGCUCAGCUUCCAGCUGCCCCAGAUGGACCUUCCACCCCCGGGGGCGCCCUGGCUCCCCAUGUGCUCCAUGGUCAUCCAGUAUGCCUCCCAGAUCCCCAGCUCUCGCCAGACUCAGCCCGUCCUCCAGUCUCAGGUGGAAAACCUGCUCUGCAGAACCUACCGCAGGUGGAAGAGCAAAAGCCAUUCCCUGGACCCGGGGACGGGGCCCUCGGUCGCUGACAUCCCAUGGGACGAUGUCAUUGCUUUGUGCAUCAACCACAAGCUGAGGGACUGGACGCCCCCCAGGCUUCCUGUCACAACAGAGGCUCUGAGUGAAGAUGGUCAGAUAUGUGUCUAUUUUUUUAAAAACCACUUGAAAAAAUAUGAUGUUCCUUUGUCAUGGGAACAAGCCAGAAUGCAGACACAGAAGGAGCUACAUCUGAGCCAGGAGCGUUUGGGGAUAAAGUCUUUUCAUUCUGCGAACAAGUUUCCGGCCCCGUUACUGCACAUGCAUCGCAAAGGGAAGAGGAAUGUGGAACGUAGCCCAGAGGGGGUGGUUCCCAGUACCCAAGAUCUGAUGUGCGGAGCCUCUACCCAGGAGCUCCUGGCCCAGUGUCUGUCCCGGAGUCUGCUGCUGGAGAAAGAGGAGAGCAAGAGGUUUGAAGAUCAACUUCAGCAGUGGUUGUCUGCAGACUCAGGAGUGUUUACGGGUUCGAUGUCCCUUCCCCUCUACCUUCCUCAGACUCUGGUGUCUCUGCCUCACACUAUUGAACCUGUGAUGAAGACAGUGACCACUGCUAGCCCUCAGAACGAAAGGACAGGGGAGCAGCUGCAGUUGUCAGAGGCAACAGGCACAUCUGUGAGCGAAAGGCUGAAGCACCUGGAAAGGCUGAUGCAGAGUUCAAAGGAAGAAGAAGUUGCCUCUGAGCUCCAUCUCUCUGCACUGCUGGACAUGGUGGACAUUUGAGCCCCUGGACCUGAGAGAGGGAACGUCUCCAGAAGAUUUUUGCUUUUACUCAAAAUAAUGUUAUUCUCAGAUGCUUGAUGCACUGUUGGAAAUGUGAUUAUUAAUCAUGCAAAUAAACCAUUUGAAUGUCUAA
Molecule: messenger RNA, 6411 nt
Organism: Lutra lutra (Eurasian river otter)
Lineage: Eukaryota; Metazoa; Chordata; Mammalia; Carnivora; Mustelidae
Gene: MCM3AP
Product: minichromosome maintenance complex component 3 associated protein
Exons: 29
Coding region: 210-6278 (2022 amino acids)
Biological process (GO): mRNA export from nucleus
Cellular component (GO): nucleus; transcription export complex 2; cytoplasm
Molecular function (GO): nucleic acid binding
Source: RefSeq, a predicted model, not a curated record